UCAGGCCUGAGGCCAGUGAAAUAAGCGGCGCGCGGAGAGCCGGUGCGCGCCAUGGCUCCAUACGAUGUAUUUAUCUUUGCCGCGCUUAUCACUGUCAGCGGCGCCGUAUACAAUAGAGAUCGCGAUCGACAACGUGCCGAUCCCCGCUUAUUAGACCGGGCUUGUGAACUCAGCUCCUGUUAUCCGGCGACUGGAAAUCUUCUCAUCGGUCGGGAGGCGAGACUCUUCGCCUCGUCCACUUGCGGAGUACACGGCCGCGAGCGAUAUUGUAUUGUGUCACAUCUGGAAGAGCGAAAAAAAUGUUUUUGGUGCGAUUCUACGGAGUACACAGUGAACAGUCCGCAGCUAAAUCAUCGAAUUCAGAAUAUUAUAUACAAGUUUCAUCCCGGCACACGAACGAAGUCAUGGUGGCAAUCCGAAAAUGGAAAGGAGAAUGUUACAGUACAACUAGAUAUGGAAGCGGAAUUCCAUCUCACGCAUUUAAUAAUGAACUUCAAAACGUUUCGCCCUAAGGCUAUGUUAGUGGAGAGGUCUUUUGACUUUGGCAAGACUUGGCGAGUUUAUCGAUACUUUGCGCAUAACUGCGACGAAGCUUUCCCUUCUGUACCGAAGCAUACGCAACGGAGCUUAACUGAAGUUGUUUGUGAAUCGCGUUAUUCUGGUGUCGCGCCCUCAACGGAAGGUGAAGUGAUUUUUAGAGUGUUACCACCGAAUAUAAACGUAACGAAUCCUUAUUCAGAAGAGGUUCAAAACUUAUUACGAAUGACAAAUUUAAGAAUAAACUUUACGAAAUUGCACACACUCGGCGACGAUUUGCUUGAUAAUAGAGCUGAAAUUCAAGAAAAAUAUUAUUAUUCUAUUUAUGAAAUGACUGUCCGAGGGUCCUGUUCUUGCUAUGGGCAUGCUUCGCGCUGCCUUCCCAUGCCCGGUGUGGAGGCAAAAAAUAAUAUGGUCCAUGGACGUUGUGAGUGCACACAUAAUACACGUGGUUUGAACUGUGAAUAUUGUGAAGAUUUCUAUAAUGAUUUACCGUGGCAACCGGCCGUUGGAAAAACGUCGAACGCUUGUAAGAGAUGUACAUGUAAUAACCAUGCUACCUCAUGCCAUUUUGACGCCGCAGUUUAUAAUAAGACUGGUAAAAUAAGUGGUGGAGUGUGUGAUAAUUGUCAGCAUAAUACAAUGGGUGUCAACUGUGAGCGAUGUAAACCAACGUUUUAUAAGGAUCCGUCUCUUGACAUACAAAGUCCAGACGUAUGUAAACAGUGUGAUUGUGACCCAGAAGGAACGACUGAUAAAGAAAUUCUAUGUGAUGACGAAACCGACGCGGCUAAUAACAAAACCGCUGGCAGAUGUUUGUGUAAAGCAAAUGUUGAUGGAGCGCGUUGUGAUAGAUGUAGCGAUGGAUAUUGGAACUUUAAUUCGGACAACCCUGAGGGAUGUGAAUCCUGCACAUGCGACAGAUUAGGCACAAUAAAUGAAAGAGGAUGUGACGCAGCAACAGGAAAUUGCUUUUGUAAACGUCAUGUUACAGGGAGAAAUUGUGAUCAGUGUCUUCCCGAAUUUUAUGGUUUGUCAGACAGUGACGAUGGAUGCUCGUCUUGUGAUUGUGACGUCGGAGGCUCCAUUGAUAGAGAUUGUGAUGUGAUAACAGGUCAAUGUAAGUGCCGACCGAAUGUGACAGGCAGACGCUGUGAUCAGCCAUUACAAAACUUUUUCGUUGGAGCACUGGAUUCAAUGGUAUACGAAGCAGAGUCUAGCCAGUGUGAUUCUCAAAUUGAUGAUAACGCUAUUCAAAGCCAAUUAUGUCAUGUUGUUAUUCGAGAAAACUUCCCCGAUGGUAGAAAAGAAACCUGGACUGGCCCCGGAUUCAUGAAAAUACCUGAAAGCAGUACAUUAGUAUUCACAAUCAACAACCUAAAAACAAGCAUGAAUUACAAUGUUCUGAUAAGAUAUGAACCGCAAUCUACAAGAACUUGGGAAGAAGCUACUAUACUUGUUAAGCGACCCACCCCUGAUUCAGAUUCACCGUGUGCCAGUAUUCGCCCUGAAGAUGAUACUAUACCUACAGUGUUGCCAGCAAAUCAACGUAGUGUUCUAGUUGAACCAGCGGUGUGUCUCGAGAAAGACAAAGAAACCGAAGUUCGCAUAUACUUAGGAAGACAAGAUGGCCGGACUUCAAGCAGCAGAGCAUCGGUGUUGAUAGAUUCUAUUGUUCUCAUCCCAUCAGUCGAUGAUUUGCCAUUUUUAGCAAAUAACAGCGACGCAAAAGAAGAAUUUGAGCGCUAUAAUUGUGGAGAUAAAUAUUAUUAUGAUUUAAAUAGAGAUAACGUACCAGAAGUUUGUAAGAAUUAUCAUGCUAGUAUCGGAUUUUAUAUAAGGAAUGGAUCAGAAUCCUGUCAGUGUGACCCUUCAGGUUCGAAAAGUCAUCAAUGCGAUCGUUACACUGGAUAUUGUCAAUGUGUUGAAAAUAUUGUAGGUGCACGGUGUGAUAGGUGUGCUCCAGGCACUUACGGUUUUAGCAAGUUUGGUUGUAAACGUUGCGAUUGUAAUAGUAUUGGAUCUUUAGAUAACUUUUGUGAUGCUACUAGUGGACAAUGUAAAUGCAGACCAAAUACCUACGGGCGGGCAUGCGACUUAUGUCAACCAGGCUUUUUCAAUUUCCCGAAUUGUCAGCAGUGUGAUUGUAAUGGGCAUGCCAUUGAAUGUGAUGAUAAAACAGGGGCUUGUAAAGAAUGUCGAGAUUAUAGUGAAGGCCAUCGUUGUGAAAGGUGUAUAGAAGGAUUUUAUGGUGACCCUCGUUUAGGCAUUGAUAUACCGUGUCGCCUUUGUCCAUGUCCUGGAGUUAAAGGUGAUCCAAACAAGAGCAGUCAUGCAGAUAGGUGUGAGUUGGAUGCUGAAACUAAAGAUGUUGUUUGUGAUUGUAAAGAAGGCUAUGCAGGAUUACUCUGUGAUGUCUGUGCUGACAAUUAUUUCGGUGAUCCCAUUAAAGGAACAUGUGAAAAAUGCGAUUGCAACGGUAACAUUGAUAUAACAAAACCAGGAAAUUGUGAUCCUUACACCGGAAAAUGUCUACAAUGCUUGCAUAAUACUGCCGGAGAUCACUGUGAGUUGUGUAAAGACGGUUAUUAUGGCGACGCUUUAGAACAAGCUUGUGAUAUAUGUAAUUGUAACGUAUUAGGAACAAAUUUCACCCGUGGCAGUUGUGACCGUGUGACUGGGCAAUGCCCUUGUUUCAAUAAUGUAAUGGGCAUUAAUUGUGAUCAGUGUACUGAAAAUCAUUGGCGAAUCGCACUAGGAAAAGGAUGUGAUCCAUGCGAAUGUGAUCCUAUAGGAUCUUUGUCACCUCAAUGUAAUCCUUUUAUAGGAAAAUGUGAUUGCAAGCCAGGUCACGGUGGUAGGCAAUGUGAUCAAUGUCAAGAAAAUCACUGGGGAGAUCCUAACAUAGAAUGUUAUGAAUGUGAAUGCGACCUUGAUGGUUCUGUAUCUCAGCAGUGUAUGAGAGAAAAUGGAUCCUGUAUUUGCAAACCUGGAAUAGGAGGAUAUAAAUGUGACUUGUGUGCUAGAGGUUACCUUGGUGAAGCUCCUGAAUGCUAUGCCUGUGGUGAAUGUUUUGAUAAUUGGGACCAAAUAAUUGGAAAAUUACGCAUUCAGACGGAAUAUGCUAUUGGCAAUGCCAGUAAAAUUAAAGUAAUUGGAGCUACAGGAGCAUAUACCAGAGACUUUGAAGAAAUGACCAAAACCUUAACAGAUGUCGAAAAUUCUCUCCAGAGUGCUAGACUAGGACAAACUACCGUUAAAGAGCUUAUUUCUAAUAUAUCGAGUCUACAAGAACAUCUUAACGAAGCAGAUAGCAAAAUUAAAGAAAGCAAUGAUAAUCUUACAGCUAUAACAUCAAAGAUAAACUUAGGAAAUGUCACUUUAGACGGUUUAAGAUCUAGUAUUGAAAAACUUAAGAGUAAAACAUUAGAGCUAGGCAAUAAUGCAACAAAAUUACAAGAGGCUAACCUUGAGGGUGCACUUAACCUGACGCGUGAAGCAAAACAAAGGGCUAUCAAAGCAAGUGACGAUGCAGAAAGUGUACAGACUAUUAUUGCAAACGCUGACAGACAAAUUAAAAAUACUGAUAGACUUAUAGAAAUGCAAUAUAACAAUUUUAAUAACACGCAAAAUGAAAAUGAAAAGAAGCUUGACGAAUUGCAAGACAUUUUGUCGCAGUUUGACGAAGGCUUCCCUAAAUUAAACGAAAAAAUGUGUGGACAAGAAAGUGACACCUGCGAUAUUUGUGGUGGCGCUGGUUGUGGAAAAUGUGGUGGAAUAUCUUGUGAUCAAGGUGCAAUAACCAAAGCAGAGCAAGCUUUAGAUUUUGCAAAUAAAACAGAACAUAGAAUUAAGGAACAUGAACUUUCCGCUGAAGACUUGUUUCGAUCGGUAACUCAAGUUAAGCAAGAUACUGUCUUGGUAAAAUCUAGAGCAGGAGACUUACUCAAUAGAUCCGGUGAUUUUAAAUUAUCCGCUGAAAAGGUUAUCAAUGAUAGCGUGGACUUAACUUUGGAACUCAGAGAAUUUUUAUCGAACAACUCCAAUACUCCCGCAGACGUAAGGACUUUGGCCAAUGAUAUACUUAAUUUAUCGAUCAGAAUUGAACCUAAAGAAAUUACUGAGUUAUCUCAAAGAAUCAAUUCUACCGUAUCCCAACUAACAAACAUUGAAAACAUUAUAUCGGAAACCAAGCCCGAUCUUGACAGAGCUAAUGCGCUAAAACAAAAUGCAACGAUCGUAAAUAAAGAAGCAAAUCUUACCUUAGAAAUGGCAAAUAAAGUUUUAGAAGCAUUAAAUGAGGCCCAAGCUGCCCAAAACGCUGCAGAAAAUGCUAUUGAUAAAGCAAAUAACGAUAUCGAAGCGGCAAAAGGAGAUCUCUUACCGAUUGCAAUUGAAACAGAACAAGCUCAAAAGAAAGCAAAUGAGACCAUGGAUGAAGUAGAAGGCUUGCGCACUCGUCUAUCAGAUUUACAGAAAAAUAUUCUUAAAAUAGAAAGCGACGCUGAUCAGGUGAAGCAAGAAGCGAAUGAUGUUGUUAAUAGAGCUGAAGCGGCCGAACAAAAAGCAAGGCAACUGCGACAAGACUUUAAAACUACGAAUUCAUCACUCGCUGAAAGAGCAAACCAAACAUCGAAUUCAAGAGAAAGGGCACAGCUAUUGCUCAAUAGGGCUACGAAACUUGCAAGUGACACACAAACGCAGUUAAAACUUCUUGCCAACAUGGAAGAGCUUUAUAAUGACCAUAACGAACAACUUAAUACCUUGGAAAAAGAAAUAGGCGAAUUGAACUCGCAAAUGAAUUAUUACCUAUCGGAAAUAACAAAACGCUCAGACAACUAUAGAUCUUGCACAACAUAAGAUGUUUUCAACAAGUUUUUACUCAGUGCCAUUUAAAUGUAUAUUACCAAUGCAUUUUUAGUAGAACUUAAGUUAUUUUACAUUAUAGUUUCUGGCUAUGCAGUAUGUUCUGUAAAUAUUAUGAAUUGAAUCGAAAAUAAUAAGCAAUUGUAACAAUUUAUCAGUCCAAAGAGUAAUUUUAGUUAGCAUAUUGGUGUGUAAUUAAUCAAACAUGCAAUUCUUAUAAUAAUUUAGCUUAAGUAUUUUUGCCUUUAUGAAGCUUGAAACUAUAUUUUAAUCAAUAUUUUAUAUUAUAAGUAUAUGUUCCAUAUAGUGUAAUCUACGCUCGUAAUAAUAUUGUGUGUAUAGCAAUAAGUACGUAUGCCUCGAUUGGUGUUUUGUAUAAGAUUUAGUAGGCAUGAACUUAUGUUUAAAGUAAGGCACAAAUACUUAAAUGUAGAUAGAUGGAUCUUUGUUAAUAUAACAUUUUCUAUGAAA
This is a messenger RNA of Pieris rapae (cabbage white), 5874 nucleotides long. It is a transcript of the gene LanB1, whose product is annotated as laminin subunit beta-1. Gene Ontology annotation, biological process: basement membrane assembly; cell migration; substrate adhesion-dependent cell spreading. The record is from RefSeq and is a predicted model, not a curated record. Gene Ontology annotation, cellular component: laminin trimer. Lineage: Eukaryota; Metazoa; Arthropoda; Insecta; Lepidoptera; Pieridae. The transcript has a single exon. Bases 52 to 5397 code for a protein of 1781 amino acids.